Messenger RNA from Schistocerca americana (American grasshopper), 3141 nucleotides. RefSeq names its product nuclear factor NF-kappa-B p110 subunit (gene Rel). The transcript is spliced from 21 exons. The record is from RefSeq and is a predicted model, not a curated record. The coding region runs from base 85 to 2958 and encodes 957 amino acids. Lineage: Eukaryota; Metazoa; Arthropoda; Insecta; Orthoptera; Acrididae. Gene Ontology annotation, cellular component: cytoplasm. Gene Ontology annotation, molecular function: DNA-binding transcription factor activity; DNA binding; protein binding. Gene Ontology annotation, biological process: non-canonical NF-kappaB signal transduction; innate immune response; regulation of DNA-templated transcription.
GUGUAUGUUGCAUUCGAAGCUUAGUUGAGCAGCGAGCUUUGUCAGUGGUGCAGGGUUUGUUGCGAUUAAGUAAUUGUAACUAUAAUGUCGCAGGUGGCUUAUACAGCACUACCAAUGAUUGAUAACUUUGUGAACAUUUCAACAACAUUAAAUGUUAGUGAUUACGAGUCUUCGGCCACAACGAGCUCAAUGUCGAGCCCGAACAUGUUUUCUGCCAGUUCACCAGAUACUCCUGAAUCAUUUUUGUCACCCAUUUUCACUAUAAAUCAGGAAGACCUUGGUUUUAAUUUGCCAUGUCUGGGCCAACCUCAUUUGGAAAUAGUGGAACAACCGGUUGAUAAAUUCAGAUUUCGAUAUAAGUCAGAAAUGAUGGGAACUCACGGGAGCAUCUUAGCGAAAAGCUCUGACAAAUCCAGGAAAAGAGUUUAUCCUACUGUUCGGUUGCAGAACUACAGUGGGGAGGCAAUUGUUCGAUGCUCGUUGUACACUGCGCACCCUACUGAAUAUAUGCGCACUCCACAUACGCACAGGCUUGUUGUGCGUGUUGGAAAUGAUGACAAGGAUGAUCCGCAUGAACUGAAAGUUAAUGCUGCAAAUAAAUAUACAGCAGUAUUCCAAGGUAUGGGCAUCAUACACACAGCUAAAAAGCACAUUGCAGAAGAACUGCUAAAAAAGAAACGAGCAUUAAAAUUGGAGCAGUUACGGCAGCAUAACAUGAAUAUUUCAUCCUUGCCAACAAAGGAUGAAACAGAAAUAAGAGCUGAGGCAGAGUCCGAAGCCAAAAGAAUGAAUCUCAACAGUGUGACAUUAUGCUUUGAAGCAUUUAUAGAAGGUCCUGGUGGGGUCAUAAAACCUAUAUGCCAACCAGUUUUCUCGACACCUAUAAAUAACAUGAAGAGUGCCCUAACUGGAGAGCUAAAAAUAUGUCGCAUUGAUAAGAACUCCAGCAGUUGUUUAGGAGGAGAAGAAGUGUUUAUUCUUGUUGAAAAAGUUGGGAAAAAAAACAUUAAAAUAAAGUUCUUUGAACUUGAUGAAGAAGAUAAUGAAAUUUGGUGUGACUUUGGAAAGUUCUCAGAAUUGGAUGUGCAUCACCAGUAUGCAAUCGUGUUUCGUACCCCACCAUAUAGGGAUACAGAAAUUACGGAUAAUGUUAAUGUGUAUUUGCAAUUGUAUCGUCCGACAGAUGGCGAUUGUAGUGAACCAAUACAGUUCUCGUACAAGCCAUCGGAUAGAAUAGGCAGGAAAAGACAAAGGAUGUCAGUAAAUGACUCCUACAACAGACACAUUUCACAGGAGAAUGAACUGGCUCGGAAUUUGUUGAACCUGGAAGUAUCAGGCAACAAUCCAUCUUUUAGUGGUAUAGCAACCACGUCAACUAGCCUGGAUGCGUAUUUGUGUGACCCUCGCAGCAAUUCAGCCGAAUUUCAAGAGUUCUUCGGUAGACUGUCAGGUAGUGAUAUUCUUCAAGAAUAUCUCGGCGCGUUGCCCCAAGGACCGCAGAAUCUGACAGUCAGGCAGGCCUACGGAGGAGACCUUGUUACGGAUUCUGCAAGUAACAGGACCCAGCAGUCCACUGGCAAAACACCUGUUGGUCCUUCAAAAUUUUACCAUACAACAGACUCGGUAAAUGUAAAGGACUGUCCAGACGAACCCCUGCUUGCUCGACAAAUAGUGGAUGAAAUGAAGCGAAAUGCUUCAUUGAGAAAGCCUGUAUUUACAGAAAGAGUUCUUAAAAUGUUCAGUCAGAAAUCGCAUGAUGGCAAUACUGCACUUCAUGCUGCAAUACUCCAUAAGCAAGAAGUCUUACUAAGACACAUGUUGGAUGUAUUGGCCAGGGAACCACAGCAUUAUUUGCUAAAUUGCCCAAAUGAUAGCCAGCAGACACCUCUGCACACGGCUGCAGCUGGGAAUCCUGUAUCAGUGAAAUGGCUGCUAAACGCAGGUGCGGAUCCUGACAGGCAAGAUGAAAAUGGCGAUACACCACUUCAUGUUGCGGUGAAACAUCAUGCCAAUUUGUGUGUUGAGGAGCUGCUGACACCGUCAAAUUAUAAAUCGGAAAUGAAACCUGAUGUAAACAAGAAAAACUCAACAGGUUGGACACCACUUCAUGUUGGAGUCCUCCACAAAAAUCUUGGUGCAAUAGAGAGACUCAUCACUGCUGGUGCGGAUGUAAAUGAAGAAGAUACAAAUGGUCGAACAGUGCUGCACUUUGCUGCAGAUGGAGACGAUGAAAAAAUUGCAGAAUAUUUAGUUAAACAUACAAACAUUGAUGUAAAUAAAAAGGAUAAGGUGGGAUACACAGCAUUUGACCGAGCGCGUGCAAGAGGAGGACGCGCUGCUAAAGUACUGUGUCAGAUUUUGGAUCAUACCAAGUGGGCAAAUUUGGAAAGUGUGGAAGGACAGAUGGAAGGCGACUGUAACAUCGGUGAUGACGAGCUUCACAUUGAUGAGGAUGAUGAUGAAGAUGACGAUGAGGAGGAAGAGGACGACGACGACGACAACACAGAUAAGGAAAGCAACAGUACUGAAAUGAAAAGCCCUGUGCCAGACGAAGUUGAAAAUAAACAUAUUAUGUCUCUCCUGCAAGGAGUGGCUAAGUCACCAGAAAGACGUACACAGUCUCCUGAAAUUACUGAAGUUAAGGAGGAGAUGUUUCCAAGCCCAGUAUCCGAAUGUACAAUUCCAGAUGAAAAUGGGCUCUUCAAUGCCGAAACUUUAUCUCAGCUAUGUGACAUCCUGGAUUCAUCAGGAAGUUGGCAAGAUCUGGCCGAGCUCUUGGGUUAUACAUUCCUGAUUGCUAGUAUUAAGGACAACACAAGCCCAUCAAGACUACUAUUCAACUACGCUGAUGUUGAUGGGAAUGCGACAGUGAGGGAGAUUCGAAAUUUUUUGGAUGUCUUGGAUGAACACAAGGCAGUGGAGCUGGUUGAUCUCAUGCUUGCCAGCCAGGAAUCUUGAGAUCACUGUUUUUUUGUAUAAGCUGUUAUUCCACCAUAAGUGUGCCAUUGUUUUUAGUCUUAGUUUUACAAAAAAAUGUUAUUGUAUGUUUUAAUACAAUACCUACCAUAUGUAAAUAUAUUUUGUUUGUGGUUGAUUUUAUGACAGUUUUAUAUGUAAAAUAGAACUGAUGAAUUUAUGUAA